AUGGCCACUUCGACGACUAGCCUUACGGCAUCCACCACCACGGCCUCAGCCACAUCCACGUCAACAUGUAUCAACAUGAAGGCCGGAAAGAAUGGAUAUUUGCCCCCUGAUGCAUGCGAUGUGAUUCUUUACUAUGUUCCGUCUUUGGCUGCUGCCCUUCUUUUUUGCGUCCUUUUUGGAUUAAGCACUUCGGUCCAUAUGGCCCAAGCUAUCAUUCAUAAGAGAAAAUAUGCUGUGGUGAUCAUCUUAGGUGGUCUGUGGGAGCUUACUGCAUUCGCCUUCCGCUCGAUUCAAACUCAUAAUCAAUCUUCUAACCUCAUCAACACUUUGUACACAAUGUUCUUCCUACUAGCCCCAAUUUGGAUUAACGCUUUCCUUUACAUGACCCUUGGUCGCAUGAUCAACUUUUACAUCCCCGACCAGAAGCUCCGUGGCAUCUCUGCACGCAAAUUCGGAGUGAUCUUUGUCUGUCUUGAUAUCUUCGCUUUCUUCGUUCAGAUGGUUGGCGCAGCUUUCACCACUGGCAAGAACGCUAAAAAGGAUGUGGUAUUGCUGGGAAUCCACAUUUACAUGGGCGGUAUUGGACUUCAGGAACUAUUCAUCAUUGGUUUUACCGUGUUGACCAUUCAACUUCACCUAACCAUGGUCGCAAUGGAGCGCAUGGGGUACCGCUCAGAGAAGAUGACCAACGGGCCAUUCCCGUGGCGAUGGCUUUUUUAUGCCAUCUACUUUGCACUGACAAUGAUUACGAUUCGUAUUAUCUUCCGUCUGGUUCAAUACUCUCAGGGCUAUUCAUCCACAAAUCCUAUUCUGCUUCACGAGGUAUAUGAGUAUGUCUUCGAUGCCUCACCAAUGCUGCUGGCCCUUUUGGCUGUUAACCUCCUUCACCCCGGCCGUUUACUCCAAGGAGAGGGUUCAAGGUUCAAAAAAAUCAGUCGUGCGGAGAAGAAACAACAGAAAAUUCUGAAGAAGAUGCAGAAGGAUCAGGCAGUCCAGAAAGAGGAGGCCAUGAGAAGCGUUGAAGAAUUUGAGAUGGGACCCGUUCGUGCCUAUGUUUGA
This is a messenger RNA of Penicillium pulvis, 1059 nucleotides long. Its product is annotated as RTA1 domain-containing protein. The transcript has 4 exons. Lineage: Eukaryota; Fungi; Ascomycota; Eurotiomycetes; Eurotiales; Aspergillaceae. Gene Ontology annotation, cellular component: membrane. The coding region runs from base 1 to 1059 and encodes 352 amino acids. The record is from RefSeq and is a predicted model, not a curated record.